CUUUCCAGAGGAAGAAGGGGAUUUAAAAGGACAGUAGGAUGUAGCCAGCUGCCAAGCAGAAACACCAAGCCUCAGUCGCCAGCAAACAAGAUGAAACUCCUCCUGGGCUGGGAAAGGCGAGCGGCGAGCAAAGCAGAGGAAGUAUAAUAUUUGCACACAUCUCAUUAGUUGGAUUCUCAUCCUCGCGACUUAGCAAGAGUGAGAUCGGGAGCGUCCCUGGCAAAUAAUGAGCAGGAGGCCUUCGCAAAGAAAGGCUAGCGCAAAGACCUCCAGUGACGGUGCUGUGUGUUCUUCUUCAAUCGCUACCCCCACCACCCCUGGACGACAAGAUGAGCAGGUUAUGACACCAUGAGGAGCUACCAUGGCGAGCGCAGCCAGUCACGCGAACACCCUUGCCGCUGCGUCCCGGAGGCCUGUGACCAGCCGAUGGAAUACAUCCACCAUAGCCAGGAAUCACGCCAGCCAUACCUCCUUAGCCCCAGCGAGCCUUGUUCCUUGGACCACUACUGCCCAUCCCGGAGUUCUGCCGAGGCCCCCCUCAGCCUAACGGAGCCCCCCUCAGCCGCCAGCAGCAGCAGCAGCACCUUCCCUAGGAUGCACCACGCCCCCCAGCCGUACGACUCCUGUGACGAGUGCAUGGCGGCCGCUCAUCCAUCCAGCAAGAUCAACCGUCUGCCCCCGACUCUCCUCGACCAAUUUGAGAAGCAGCAGCUGCCCCUGCACCACGACGGCUUCCACACCUUGCAGUACCAACGUGCCAGCAGCACGGAGCAGCCCCGCAGUGAGAGUCCGAGCCGCAUCCGACAUCUUGUCCAUUCGGUCCAGAAGCUCUUUGCCAAGUCCCACUCCUUGGAAGCCCCCUCCAAGCGGGAGUUCAACGGCACCAAGAUGGAAGGCCGGGGCGGUGAGUCUGGGUUCCACCACCCCCAUCAUUCACACCACCACCAUCGCCAGUCGCGCCAUGGCAAACGCAGCAAAAGCAAAGACCGCAAGCUGGAUUCCUCCUCCUCUCGCCACCGGAACAAGAUGAUGGGUUGGUGGAGCUCAGAUGAUAACUUGGACAGUGACAGCAGCUACAUGGUGUCCGGAAGGCAACAUGCCGUGGACCAGGCCACCCAGUUCUGCGUUGAUGCUCCCGAAAGUGCCUUCAGAGACUUGACCCUGAAGAGUUUGAAGAGCGGAGGGGGAGAAGGAAAAUGUUUGGCCUGCGCUGGGAUGUCCAUGUCCCUGGAUGGCCAGACGCUCAAGCGGAGUUCCUGGCACACCAUGACGGUCAGCCAAGCACGGGAGGCCUACCCCAGCUCAGGAGGCGGCCCGGAGAAACCCUUGAUGCUCCAAGAGGCGAAAGCCAAGGAACGAUCCUAUCAUUAUCUUCAGGUGCCCCAAGAUGACUGGGGAGGGUACCCAGCUUCUGGGAAAGAUGGGGAAAUCCCAUGCCGGCGGAUGCGGAGCGGCAGCUACAUCAAGGCCAUGGGGGAUGAUGACAGCGGGGAUUCCGAUGCCAGCACCAAGGUGUCUUCUAAGGGGGUGACCCGGCGCGAUGGGUACCGCCGCUCCUCCAGUGUCGAUCAGGCCAGAACCAAGUUUGCAAGUAGACACUAUUCUGACUCAUAUAUCUGUAACUGUCCCAGCUGCUGCACGUCACCCCGAAUCCGGCCACGGGGACAAGGGUAUGGACGUUCCUUCACCACCGGGCAGAUUAAUGACGAGUUGAACCACCAGUUUGAGGCUGUGUGUGAGUCCGUGUUUGGAGAGGUGGAAUCCCAGGCUGUGGAGGCCCUGGACCUGCCAGGUUGCUUCCGCAUGCGUAGCCAUAGCUACCUGAGGGCCAUCCAGGCUGGCUGCUCCCAGGACGACGACUGCCUCUCUCUCUUCACCAUGGCCACCACCACCCACCAGCCCGGCCAUGGCCAGCCCCUCACCAGCAGCAUCCUCAAGCCAAGCACCUCCUUUUCUUACAGGAAAGCUCCGCCAGCCCUCCCUUCAGGAAUCAAAGCCAAGCCCCUCAUAGCCGUGACCACGCAAAGCAGUAGCGAGUCCACCCAUGACAGCUUCCUGCCCCGAGAGGUCAGCCGGAGCCCCUCCUCGUGGUCCAAAGAGGCCGCCAAGCGCUGCAACUCCACUGAGAGUUUGGAAAGCACCAAGAUCACUGCCAUGUCCCUGGAUUUGCCUUCCCUCCAAGCCAGGACUGCCCCCAAACCGUCCACCCUUAUCAUCCGGACGAUCCCCGGGAGGGAAGAGCUGCGGAGUCUGGCUCGCCAGAGGAAGUGGCGCCCCUCCAUUGGAGUUCAGGUGGAAACCAUCUCCGACUCCGACACAGAAAGUAGAAGCCACAGAGAGGUCCACUCCAUCGGGGUCCAAGUGGAAGAAGAUAAAAGGCGUUCUCGGUUCAAGCGGUCCAACAGCGUGACGGCUGGUGUGCAGGCUGACCUGGAGCUGGAAGGCCUGGCUGGGCUGGCUGUGGCCACCGAAGACAAGGCCCUGCAGUUUGGACGCUCCUUCCAGCGCCAUUCCUCGGAGCCCGAGUCCACACGGCAAUACUCGGUCUACAAGACGGUGCAUACGCAAGGCCAGUGGGCCUACAGAGAAGACUACCAGAUGCAGUACGACACCAUGGAAGUGCCCCGCCAGAAUUCCUGGAUGGAUCGGGGCUCGCGCAGCCUGCCAGAUUCUGGCCGAGCAUCACCUUGCCACCGGGACGGCGAGUGGUUCAUCAAGCUCCUGCAGGCAGAAGUCGAGAAGAUGGAAGGCUGGUGCCAGCAGAUGGAAUUGGAGGCUGAAGAUUAUGACUUACCAGAAGAAAUCCUUGAGAAGAUCCGAAGUGCAGUGGGCAGUGCCCAGCUCUUGAUGAACCAGAAAUUCCAACAGUUCUACCGCCUCUGUCAGCAGAAUAUGGACCCCAACGCUUUCCCCAUGCCCACUUUCCAGGACCUGGCUGGAUUUUGGGACCUCCUCCAGCUCUCCAUUGAGGAUGUUAGCAUUAAGUUCGCCGAACUUCACCAGCUCAAAGCCAACGGGUGGAAACCCAUCGAGCCCAAGGAGGAAAAGAAGGUGCCUCCGCCAAUACCAAAGAAGCCACCACGCUCCCGGUUGCACCCAGUGAAGGACCGAUCCCUGGACUCCGUCGACCGGCAAAGGCAGGAGGCCCGCAAGAGGCUCUUGGCGGCCAAGCGUGCCGCCUCAUUCCGCCAGAGCUCGGCCACCGAGAGUGCGGACAGCAUUGAGAUCUACAUCCCGGAAGCCCAGACCAGACUGUGAAGGGGCGAGGGGAAGCGGCUUUUCUAACCAGUCCCCAAACAGACCGAACACACAGCACACGCUGAGAUCCGUGGCCUGUGUGUUCCAGCACCUCUCCGGGAAGGGUGACACUAAGCCUUGCCGCAGUCUCUUCAGCAAGAAAAAUAAUCAAAAUAAUCUUCUUUUUUAAAGGAAACGAAACAAACCCCUCUUGCAAUCCAUGGACCUGAUGCCAGACAGACAUGACAAAACAACAUUCUGGUUCCCUCACGUAUCACUUUUAGCAGGAUUCGGAGGUGACGGGCCUUUGCCAAAUCACUCCCUUCUGGUCCAGCCAGCCAGCCCGUCCUCCUCGUCCUUCUCUUCCCUUCCUCUGACUCUCUUCUUAUAACCUUUGGUCCCAGCUCGGUUGGUGAGCAUUCUCCCCUCUCCCCAGCUCCUCUCCCCUUGACCCAAGCCUUUUUCCAUGAGCUUUUCUCACUGUCCUGCAGGCUCGGGGCCCUUCCAUCGACAGCUCCCCCCGCCCCAUGCAUCCAUGGGUUCUAGGCCCAUCAGUAUUUAUAUAUAAAUAUAUUGUGUAUAUGUACUUCUAUAAAUAUAACCGAAAAAAAGGGCAGACACUGCCCAAGACCA
Messenger RNA from Anolis sagrei ordinatus, 3870 nucleotides. RefSeq names its product DLG associated protein 3 (gene DLGAP3). Gene Ontology annotation, cellular component: postsynaptic specialization; glutamatergic synapse. The record is from RefSeq and is a predicted model, not a curated record. Gene Ontology annotation, biological process: signaling. Gene Ontology annotation, molecular function: molecular adaptor activity. Lineage: Eukaryota; Metazoa; Chordata; Lepidosauria; Squamata; Anolidae.